Penicillium mononematosum is the source of this 225-nucleotide messenger RNA. Lineage: Eukaryota; Fungi; Ascomycota; Eurotiomycetes; Eurotiales; Aspergillaceae. The record is from RefSeq and is a predicted model, not a curated record.
AUGGAAAGUGCAAGUAUGGAAGUCGCGAAUGAGGAUUCGCUGGUGGUCACCCACCCAACUACUAACUCACCGGCGUGUGGCUUGAGUACGGCUGAGCGGACGGGAAGCCCUAUUUUCCACACCCUAUGGUCGUAUGUGAUAGAAUAUGUGUGGAAGAGACUUAGACGGAAUGCAAGCCAUAGGGCGAUAGGAUAUACGGGUGAGUGCCCUAUAGACAGGGCCUAG